AUUAUUUUAACUUUUAAAGCUUUACAUUACCUUUAAAAUGCUCAAUUUACAUUUCUGCAAUUACCUUAGUUGAUGUUUGAUAGUAGAUCAAAGUAGUCAAUACCAUACCGGCAUAUACGUAUCAAUUUUAAUAUUAAAAUGCAAUGCUAUUGAAUAUGUUAGGAAACGACGACGUUUCUUCUGUAUAUUUGACAACAUUACUGUUGAAUAUACCCAUUGAUAACCUCCCCAAUCUCCCUUUCUUUCCCCAUUUCUUCUUCUUCCUCUAUGGUGAUCUAGUUUGUUGUUCUUUGGCGCUGUUCUUGCCAUUGGUAUUCUUGCUUCUUGCCAUUGAGCCUUCUGCUGUCAGAAUAUCUGCGUCUGUGACGGUGACGAUCCGUGCCUUUUGGUCCAACCUCCAUCGCCUCUCAGCCACCACAUGCCUCUAUCGUGCCUUUUGUAAAAUCCCAGCUUUUAUCACCUUGAUUGCUUCCAUAGCAUUAUCGUCCCCACUGGUAGAGCCGGCAAAAAGAACCCAUCCAUGCCUUGGAAAACCGGUAAAAGCUUGGUAUUUUCCAUCUUUUCUUGCUCAAGAACCAAGUUCCAAGCUUAGAACUCUCUCUCCCAAACCCAGAAUUUUCCAGAUCUGCACUGUUUCCUCCCCUUGCUGUCCGCCGGCUUCUGCUAUGUGUGAUUGCUCGGGUUUUUCCGAAUUUCCCUUCCAUGCCACCGGCUCUUCCUCAAUCUGCACUUCGGUUGGCUUGCUGGAUUUUCUGCGUUUCUUGCCAAUCACUUUCCGUGAUUUCCUUAUAGAUGAAGUUUGGGGUCCCUUAAUUGAGAUUAGUAACUUUUUUAAAGCUUUAACUGCUCUGAUUAUUCAAGUUAGUAACAUGGAGAUGUGGGAGAAAAAAAUUGUUGAGAUCAUUUGCAAGCUAGAAAAAGUAUUCCCGCCAGCAUUCUUUGACUCAAUGGAGCAUUUGGCUAUCCAUCUACCAUAUGCGGCAAAAGUUGGAGGACCUGUCCAAUUCUGUUGGAUAUCUCAAGGAGGAGAACAAGUGGUGAUUAGUGAGGUCAUGCAAUUGCCAUAUGUGGUAGAGGAAGAAUGUGUGGAGGAGGAUGAGGAUGAAGAGGAAGAGUUUGAUGGAAGGGAAACAUCAGAAGAAAAAUUGGAGGAGAAAUUAUCACGUGCUGUCCCAAAGACAGGACAUGGCAUGGAUAAAGGAGAUGACACUCCUGUAGACCCGAGUCAAAGGAAGCUGCUUAGCCUUAAUCGUCGAGCUAGCCUGAGGAAAAGAAGAGGGUUGCUUGGGAGAAUUUUCAGGGAAGAAGAUGAUGCUCGUGUUUAUAAAAUUUGGAGAUUACAUUGUCGGAACAAUUUCCAGGACGAGCAUCAUCGAGCUCAAAAGGCAUGGGUUAGGUACAAGAAAUUGCCUGAGUUCAUGCAUAAGGAUGCCUUUAAAAUUUUGUUGGCAAAAUGGGGGAGUCCAAAAUAUAUUGCACUCCAAGAAAGAGGUCAGAAAAAACGAGCAAAGGGUGACCAUGUGACCCACACAACUGGAUGCAUUUCUAUUGGGAUCCAUGAGGAUCGACUGGCAGCUAAAAGAGGAGUAAGGCUGACACCUUUAGAGUCGUACUUGUUGACUCACAUGACUCGUCGAUCUGAUGCUCCAAAAGAUGCCCCACCCACUUGGAUAUGUCCACAAGUUGAGCAAACAUAUAAUGACGCUCACAAAAAAUAUGUGGAGAAGCAUGGGCCAAAUAAGGAUUUGUGGCCACAAUGGGAUCCACUUGUUUGGAAGGAAGUGGUUGGACCCCCUAAAAAGGGUCAGAUGAGAGGGAUGUCUACAUUACAGGAUCCAGUAGAGCAUGGCAUCCCUUGGCGAUGGUAUGACAUGAGUGAGGCCUCCUCUUCUACCACUAGGAUUCUUACGAUACAAGUCCAGCAGUUGCAGUCUAAGCUUACUCAAGUUCGCGAAGAAAUGGUUGAGCGAGUUCAGACAAAGGUGGCAACAUGUAUUCAUACAGAGGUAUCACAGAGAGUAUCAGACAUGGAGGCCAGCUUUGAGAGGAGAUUCCAAGAGCACAUGCGCUUACUUAGCCAACAAUAUUCUAUGAAUGCUACACAACCCCAGAUUAGUUAUCCUUCUUUUACACCACCCCAAACUGCUGGUCCUUCUUUUAGAGGGUUUAGACCUGAUCACUUACCACCUCCUACUUAGAGACAUUGCUAUUUUAAACUUAUAUUAUAUAGGUUUAUAUAUAUGUACUACAUAUGUAUAUAUAUGAUGUGUAUGAUGAGAAGUUAGUAUAUAUUUAUUAACUUAAAGUAGUUUUAGUUAUGUAGUAUUUGGGUUUAAAUAGGCAAAAUAUAUAAUAUUAAUAAAAUCUAACAAUCUUA
Messenger RNA from Rubroshorea leprosula, 2377 nucleotides. The record is from the annotation of a GenBank genome assembly. NCBI's taxonomy places the organism in Eukaryota, Viridiplantae, Streptophyta, Magnoliopsida, Malvales, Dipterocarpaceae.